ACCGGUCCCUGCGAGGUGCGGCGGCCGGCUGGCCGGCCGGCGGCCUCAGUUCGUCGCCAGCGCCGGUGGGGGUUGUGUGUCGCGCGCGGCGCCGAGCACCUCUGGGGUCAGUCGGAGCCAUUGGUCUGUGGAGUCGGUCGAACAGCGGACCUCGAGAUGCUGGAUUACCGGUCACACGACGAUGAAGAGGAGACGUACCUGUCCUGCCGUGACCUGUCCACAGACGGUGGGCGCGAUUUUCGGCUCGGCUCCGUCUCCUCUUACGCCUCUGGAGACUCGAUGCCACAAGACCUGGCCAGGAAGGUCUCCGCCAAGUCCCCAAAGAACGCCUCUCCCGAUGAUGAUGACUCGGACUGUGACAGCGACGCCUCCGGGGAGUACGAGCCACUGAGAGAGACCUCCACCAGCCGCCUGAGCGUCCGGAGCGCCAGCCCGCCGCCGCCGCUGCCGCCGCCGAGACCGCGCUGCAACUCCUUCCACGCGAGGAGGCCCUCCACUGACAGCGUCUCUGGCAAGGCGGGUACCCACUUCGGCGAGCCGCCUCAGGCCAGCCAGAGUCUCGGGGAUCUGAGCACCGUGCCAGCCGAGCCGGCGCCAGCGGCACGACAGACGAGCUUCUACCGCUUUCUCGCCUCGCACAGACCGGCGGCGCCCAAACGACUGGCACUCCUCUGGCGACGCAAGUCCGACAGGACGGCUCGCAGCGAUAAAGCGUUCGACGACCCGGAUGUCACUCUGAACAAAUCAAUGCCCAACCUGAGGAGCGCCACGCCGAAGGGCUGGUCAUGGGGGAGGAUGUCUGCGCCGGUGGCGGUGGUAACACCUGUCGCGAAAAAUGCCCCGAAUGCAGCAGCAGACAACCCUUGUUCGAUCUCUCCUAAGCGGAUUCGGCCCUCGUCUGGAGUCUUUCAUCGUGCGCUGAGCUCGCGAUGGUUCGCAUCGUUUCACGAACGAACUUCGCAGAGGCACCGACGAAGCUUCAAAGAUCAGGCGAACGUCGUCGCACAGGCUCCUGCACCAGUCAGCCCGUUGGCCGCAAAGAAAGCAGCAGAAGACCGGCGAGAGAAACCAGAGCCUUCCAAGACCUGUAAGCAAGCUUCUACCACUGAAACUCGCCAAGAUGAUACUGAGGGAGACUAUCUGGAGGUGGGACCGCGAGGAGCUUUCGAGUCCGCCUACUUCCAGCUUCCUGAAUAUGCUAUAUGCGGCGACAGACUGGGACAGAGCGUCCCCAACAUCAACCAGCUCACUUCGCCGGUGUACGAGCUGAUCGUGAAGCCGCCUUCGAUCGUCGUCAACUGUCCGGAGGGCGGCAGUCUCGGUCAGGAUCAUCUGGCCCGCGACUGUCCACAGAACCAAUCCCAGCAGGAGGACGACGAGGGCUACAUGACGAUGGACGCGAUCCACGUGAUCCUCGGCUCGCCUGCGCCGCCGUCUCCGCUGCUGGGUGCGCCGGACGUCAGCGCGCCGCCAGCCGCGGACCUGGAGUCCUGCUACCUGGACAUGACCGGGGUGGAACGGCUGCGACUGGCGCAAGCGUUCGACGCCUGUCGAGACUCGGCCGAGGACAAGCCACCGGCUCUCCCGGCUCGUCCUUCGCUGAGGGGUCGCAGUCUGAGGACGGCAGCCCUCAGACAUGCUUCAGGUGAUAAGAUCUACUACGGCAACCUCGACGACUUUCACCUCGCUCUGCAGGCUCUGCAGUUCGAGAGUCGGCCGGCCAUCGCCGAGGACGAGUGAAUUAACGACGUGUGCUGGCCCUGUGACAUAACGGGACUUGCCAGUAACGCCGGCCAAGACUGGGUGGCUAUGAGGGUCGCGAGAGGCACAGUGCAGGUCAGCCUCCUUAGGAACUCGGUGUCGACCCCUGUUCCAGGUGUUGCCAGAGAAGAAGUAGGUUACCAAACGAUUUUGCAGUGCCGUGCUACCAAAAAGACUGCGCCAGUGACAUGGUUAAAUGAUCUUACCGGGGUUAAGUGUACGACGUCAUGUAAGAUAUCAGGACUUUUGUUUAACCCGCGCCCUGCUGGGGGGGUGUUUGAACACCCCCCCCCUUGUGGUUUUUCGCGAAUAUCUCAAAAACGGCGGCGCGGAGCGCCGCCGUUUUUGGUACACCUUAUCAUACAUCAAUUCUACACAUGUUGUGAAAAUUUCAGACCAAGGUCAUUCAAGGUCAGGUCACCAGGUCACUUGAAGUGACCUCACCUCAUAAAAAGUUUCAAUGUCUGUCAUAGCUACCAUGAGUGACCGAUCGCUUUGAAACUUUCAGCGAUUGCUAAGAGCAAUAGCAUGUACAAAAUGUAUAUCUCAGAAUUUUGAUAUCGAUGACCUAAGGUCAGGUCAAUUUUGCGACCUCCCCAUUAUAAGUCAAUGGGAGAAAAUUGAAAUGCGCCUCUUUUGGACGAAAGACAUUAUAAACACUCCCAAACACUGAAUUACAAGUGGUUUAGACACACUGAACAUGAAAAUGGUGUCCGUGAUCCCUGUUUAUGCCCUGAGGUCAUCUUAGGUCACGAAUGGUAUCUAACAGUUUCUCGCAAAUAACUUUUGAUAGAGGCAUGCUAGAGCGAUGAAAACGCCUUAGAUGUGUUCAGCUCGACGAUACAGAUCGACUGAUAUGCAACAUGACCCUUUCCGGUCAGGUCAUGACCUUGACCUGAGGUCAAAUUUUCAAGUUGACCUUUCAAGGUCAAGUUAUAGUUCAUUCGAUGCGUCUUGACGAGAGGAACACGAUGCCGGUAAAAGUAAGCUCGUACAAGGCUUGGGUCAAAAGUUAUUGCAGAAAACCUGUUUCCGAAAAAAUCGGCUAUUUUUGCACUUUUUGCCCCCUGCAGGCAAAACCGUUGACGUUAGGUCAAAUCUGAGAGAAUUAUUCAGAAAGGGCGUUAAUAGGGCUAUCGAAUGCGCUUUUCCGCGGCGCUGUAGCUCUAUUGGUUCCCGAGUUAUGCGUUGGCUUCUUGGAAAUUGUCGACCUUCGACCUGGAAAUCGGCGAAAUUUUGCCUUCAAUGACCUCUGGUGGCCUGACCUUUGACCUGACCAAAAAAUUGACCGAAGUGAUUUCCUCAUUAUUUUUGACGCUCUUUCGAACGCCGCCUUCCGCGUAUCGCUACGUGGCCCAGGAGCCGAGUUAGAAGGGGGGGUGUUCAAACACCCCCCCAGCAGGGCGUGGAAAUCCAGGACCCCCAGCAGGGCGCGGGUUAAUAUGUUUAUGGCGCGUACAUAGAUGUUGUCGUUGACGUGCGAAUUUAGGGAUUCGGGGUCUUUUAUGAUCGACUGUUGUGAAGUCGGUUUUUGAAACGUAACGCCUAUGGACGUUAUAAAGUGGGGGUAUUUGGGGAGUGAUUUGCGCGCUCUUAGAAACAUCGUGACUCCAGCUGCACAGUCCCAGUGAUAUAUGUAUAGUCGCGGCUGAUGCUGGCACGAGCCAGACAUCACGUACAUACGUGGUGUCUGGUGUUAUGGAUGUAUUCCACGGAGCCUACCGGCCCGCUUGGAAAAGCAAUAACCCUGUGAUGCAUGCUGUUCUGAAUUCAAUGCGGUAACUGUCGGCGGGCCGGCAUAUUGUGCUCAUGGUGUUGCUAUAUUAUGUGUUGUGACAUUUAUGUAUCUGAUGUUCCUGGAAUAUUAUAUGCCUACCUGUUAUUAUGACGUAAAUGGGAGAAUAUAUACCCGCAUCAAUUAUAAA
Messenger RNA from Amphibalanus amphitrite, 3686 nucleotides. RefSeq lists its product as uncharacterized. The record is from RefSeq and is a predicted model, not a curated record. NCBI's taxonomy places the organism in Eukaryota, Metazoa, Arthropoda, Thecostraca, Balanomorpha, Balanidae. The transcript has 2 exons. The coding region runs from base 157 to 1740 and encodes 527 amino acids.